Messenger RNA from Ostrea edulis (European flat oyster), 4805 nucleotides. Its product is annotated as potassium channel subfamily K member 18-like. The record is from RefSeq and is a predicted model, not a curated record. Gene Ontology annotation, molecular function: potassium ion leak channel activity. The coding region runs from base 770 to 2563 and encodes 597 amino acids. Gene Ontology annotation, cellular component: membrane. The transcript has 2 exons. NCBI's taxonomy places the organism in Eukaryota, Metazoa, Mollusca, Bivalvia, Ostreida, Ostreidae. Gene Ontology annotation, biological process: stabilization of membrane potential; potassium ion transmembrane transport.
UGUUAUCAUUCUAAAGAUAGUAAACACAUAUGCUUCCGUGCACCUUCAAAUCUGGUUAACGAUGGGGUUACAGAAAUGAUUGAUCCAUAUUUUUGCGAGCCUAGACUGAGACCAUGGACAAAAAUCAUUACCCUAGUUUCAGCCCCCAUUCCUGUGAAGUGAGUCUCAACAUGUGGUCAUCAUUACAAAUCAACGAUAUAAAUGUAUGUGCAUGCUCUUGUUAUUAUGAUACGCACAGGUUCACUACUCUUAGUCUGAACUCGGUAGGUAGUUUAAAGUGUGCAGCAUUUUAUCAGUUGUAUCAGAGAUGGUAAAUUGAACUAUAAAGCUCGGACCAUUCCGUACACAAGUGACGACAUCAGUAAACUAGUAUAAAAAUAAAUACAUACACGUUCUCCAGUGACAGAACGAGAGGGAUUCUAGAAUUAUACAACAACAACAACAUAUGUUUCCAAUAUUCACUUUGCACAAGGGAAGAUGCCGCUGCACUUGCGAUCCUAUGCUUGAAACAAAAAGCUUAGUUUUAUCGCCACUCUUCUGGAUUUUAAGCGUUGUAUCAUUCUUACUGAAUAUCUUUUCUUAAAAUUCAUCGUACUACAAAAUAUCUUGUCCUCAUUAUCGGAGGUUGUUAUGCUGUGCAUGGGAAUACUUACUCGAAAGGGUAUAAAAAUAGAGAGCGCGGUAGCAAGUCACCAACAGCCUGGUUCAGUGAGAUAAAAAACCUAAUGCUCAGCUCCAAUAAUAGUAGAAAAACUUACUAGACGCAUGCAUGGUCUGGAAUCAAGGUGGUUGUCGUUUGGAAAUCCAGGAGUUAAAAGUUAGCUCUGCACCGGAAAAACAGGAAAUUCAUAAAAUGUCUUCAGAGAGAGAAGAAAGCCUCCCGGAGGACGAGGGAGGAGUCCCGGACAAUGAGACCUUGGAACCGGAAACCAGAUUUCACACAAUCAUCAGCAAAGCAAAAGACUUCUUAAAGAAGAUAUACGCUGUUUCCAAGUCUCUUAUGGGACUGUCAAUUUUAUUAGUGCUUUAUUCUGUCAUCGGUAUGAUUAUGUUUCACUGGAUAGAAUACCAGAAUGAAUUAGAUCAGCGAGAAAAAGUUGUGAACUUCCGGGAAAAUACGGCCAAAGAGCUGUUUAAAUUAUAUAAUGAAAGCAUGAAUGAAACUGAGUGGAUUGGGAAGUCCCGGGAAUACCUGGAGCAAUAUGAAGAUUUGAUCAGAAACACGCAAUAUGAUACUACACAAAAACCGCUUUGGAAUAUGUGGGGGGCUCUGUUUUUUUGUGCCACCAUCUAUACAACCAUAGGUUAUGGUCAUAUCAUACCAAAUACAGAUUUUGGAAAAGUCAUGACGAUCUUUUAUGCAACCAUUGGCAUACCCUUGGCUUUAAUGGUGUUAGCAGAGGUCGGUAAAAAGUUAACUGUGGGAUUAAAGUUCCUAUGGAAAUUUGUCAGAAGGUACUAUUAUACAGGAUACUGUGUCAAAGUUCGGCAGACCGGAACAACAUAUAUGAAAAGUGGUUUACAACGAGGAAAGACUGCUUUACGAAAGGCAUCUGUGAGAUCUGUUCGACGAUUAAGAGGUCGACGACAACCACCUAUUGAAUGCGAGAACAGUGAUUCACGGAGAGACAGUGACAUUGAGGCAGGAACUGAUGUCUUAAGCCCAACGGAACUUUCACUGGUAUCUCCGGAAGAAACGGAUCAAUUUAUGGCAGAGGCAAUCUCACUUGAGCAAGUGAAUCUUCAAGAAAACGGUUUUCAACAAAUUACGUUGAUGGUUCCGGAAACGGAAGAAACAGAGAGCGCAUGCGGUGAAUCUAUUACAUCAAAGGAGUCACAUGAUACGAACGAAUUUGAAAUUGAUGAAAACUUUAAUCUGCCACUUCCUAUAGCUUCUGUUAUCAUGUUGAUAUACAUCUUUUUGGGAACUUGCUUUUACAUGAUCUUGGAACAAUGGAAUUUCAUCGAUUCAUUUUAUUACGUGUUUAUAUCGAUUAGCACUAUAGGUUUUGGAGACAUCGUACCUGGGCAACCAGAAUAUUUCUUGGUGUCAUCGAUCUAUCUGUUUCUUGGAUUAGCUCUAGUAUCCAUGUGCAUAAAUGUCGGUGUUGACUACCUAAAUGUCACAAUCGACAAAGCAAAAGUCCAAAUGGACAAAGCAAGAGAUAAAAUGACGGUUGUUGGUAGAAAGCACAUGAAAAUUGCUGGAAAACAUUGGGGUAAAGCGAAAGUGAGAGCCAAAACAAAAGUUUCAGAAGUGAAAUCAAGAGCACGAGAAAAAGCAACUGAAGUUCAAAAUAUUGCAAGAGACAAAGCUAAGGAGGUGAAGAAAGACAUAGUUUUAAAUGUGCAAAACGAACUUUCAAGAAUGAAAUCAUCAAGAAAGAAGAAUUCUUUAGAUUCGAAUGGAAAACCUCCUUCUGAGGAAAAUAUUGAGAGAGAAAGGUCUGUUGACAAAACUCUAUCUUUGAAGAGAGUGACACAUAGACACGAUAAAGACAAAAUUGUUAUAAAUGGAUCUCCAAAGCAUUUUAAUCCAAAUGGACCGGUUACAGAGUUAUGAGAUGCACAGGGCAAGUGAAAUUAUUCAACAUGCUGAGGGCACUUUCAAUUGAAUAAUGCUACUGAAUCUCCUUUCCAGACAAGAAUGCCAGAUUACCCAUUUGAAAAAUUGCUACAUUUUGCGAAUGAAUAUAGCUCAACAUGUAUGAUGUGAUGGGAUUUUUUUUUCUAGAUGUAUUCUAGUCAACAGUGAAUGCGUGUGGUAAAAUAAGAAAUAAUUCCAGGAAAACUUGACGCUCUUGUCAAUAUCAGAUUAUAAUUCAUGAGACAUUAACUUGCCAAAGUGUUGGAAACUCCAAGGUUGUGAAACAGCCAGACACGAUGCAAGUGCUUGUUCAGGAAUAUAACACAGUGUCAGAAAUAGAUACAUCAAAUAUGUAUUUAUAUCACUUUAUCAUUCGUGCUUCCUGCAUACAAACAUGAAACAUGGGUGCAUCUGGGUACAGGGCGAGUUCAUUUUGUAUUUUCAUGUGUAUGGAAGAUAAAAGUUUGUAAUCAUUAUCUUAUCUUAACUCCAUGAACAUUUCCAUUUCUGUCUUCAACUGCCCAUAUCUGAGACAACACUUGUAUUACACAUAAUUCUGACUAUCUAUUACCCUUGCCUUUCAAAUUACUUCAUCACAUAUUAUUUACAAUAUCAUUUAUCGCCUCAUCCAAACACAAUUAUCUGGACCAUCAUCUGUCAUCUAUUAUAAAUCAGCAAUGGAUAUUAUACAUGUUAAAUUUCUUAUAAUCAUCAUAUCUAGUAGUGUGAAUUCUGCAACGUCGAGAAUUAAUUACAAACUACACACACACACACAGAAGGCUUUACGACUCGUGUUUCGCUUGUCUAAUGUUGGUUUUUGGAGAUUAGAUAUCAUUGCUAUAUGGAAAGAUGUCGAUUCUUGACUGAUGGGUCAAUUAAAUCACAUUCUAUCCUCUGCUUUUGGAAAAUAGAACACAUGUAAGUGUAAACACUUAGUCUAAGAAUCGUCAGGAAUGUUGUCAGUUGCGCUGAUUAGGACGAUCUAUAACCUGUAAUGUUUGAAACUUGAUUGGUUUAAACAUCUAUUGGCCUAGACGUAGUGCUAUAUAUAAUUAUACAAAGCAAAAACAAAGAUUUAUCCUUCUUUUCUUUACCAGACAUAAUACACAAUACUCCUAGUGUUCUGCAGCCACCAAAACGUUUUUCUGUUUGGUUGUCGUGGUUACUCUACUGAAGCGAUGCAGGAUAGAAAACAACGAUGUUUUGUAUCAUUUGUUAAGAGAUUUAUUUAAAUUUAUUUUCAUUUUAUUUUAUCUACUGAUUCCUCACUUAACUUUUUCCAUGAAUACACGUGGGUGAAAUUGAAAUUUACGACGACUUAACGAUAAUUUUUAUGAUCUGAAAACCGAUAGGUUUCCGUAGCAUUAAAUGAACAUUCGCAUUGAAACGAAAGACCAGAAAUUGAAAUAUAGAUAUUAGGUAGAUAGAUAAAACCCUGAUAGAGAAAUGUAAAUGAAAUAUUAAGUAAAUAAAUAAAACUCAGAAAAAUAUUAAUACGAACACAGUCUCGUCGAGAAAUCUUGGAGAAUACUCCCCCUGGUAGUUAGUUUACGAUACCAAUAACAUAAAACAAACAUGUUCGCAUUUUACUACCAGCACUUUACCUUUUGGACAUCUACACAGGUUUUGUAAUCAAACUGUGUGUCUGUCUUCAUAUCAACCACAGAGAUGUUUUCAUAAAUAAUCUGUCUUGUUAAAUGUAGAGAAAGAGUUGUUUGUAUGUGGGUGGUGUUGUUUGUAUGUAGGUGUUGUUGUUUGUAUGUGGGUGGUGUUGUUUGUAUGUAGGUGUUGUUGUUUGUAUGUGGGUGGUGUUGUUUGUAUGUAGGUGUUGUUGUUUGUAUGUGGGUGGUGUUGUUUGUAUGUGGGUGGUGUUGUUUGUAUGUAGGUGUUGUUGUUUGUAUGUGGGUGUGUUGUUUGUAUGUGGGUGGUGUUGUUUGUAUGUGGGUGGUGUUGUUUGUAUGUGGGUGGUGUGCACGUGGACUGGUAAUUGCAGAGAAAAACACGUGCCAUUACAAAGGGUAAUCAUCUCUUCAAAUACGUAACAGUUGUUUUGGUGACCGAAUAUUUGUGCGUCGGCAAUCAUAGCCCCUCACUGUUAUUUUCUAAAGUUUGUGUGUGUUAAGAUAUGCCUUUUUUACUUUCAUGAAUAAUUGCUGUUAUAUGUUUAUCAUCUCCACCAUUCCAGUUAAUAAAGAUUUUUAAAAUUGAUAUUACAAAA